AUGGAAAGGGCUUCUACUGGAUUUCUGGUUGGAUUAAGGAAAAGAUUUGCAAAAAUGGCUAGUGCCAGACCAGUAGUCAGCAGAAUAGAAGAAGAGCUGAUGAAGCCCCACAGGUUGAGUGAUCCAGUGCUGAGGAUAGCAAAGCAAGAAGAAGCAUUUGAGAUUGAAGCUGCUAUGGCGUCCUCGAGUACUUUUCAUAUGUACAUGUGGGACCAAAGCAGGGUUCUCUCUCUCAUACCCGAUUUGGUGGAGCAUAAAGAAAUUGAAAUGUCAAAGGAAGUCCAACAAGUAUCAUUAAACUGGUACUUGAAGAAUGUGGACCGGGUGUUGCUUUCGGCAAGGGAAGCACUCUACAAAUUUUCUGAUUUGACGCUCUAUAAGUCUAGACCAUCAGCCAAGUCCAGAUUUGCAGAAGUGGUUGAGCUUAUGCGGCAGCAAGUAUUUCUAAUUAAGUGCACCAUUAAAACUCAAAUUUUGUCACCAGAUACAACAUAUGGGUGUUACCUUGUGUACAAGCUCUCGGAAGAAUGUAAAGGAUUUCAUUGUCUUGUGGAAGUACGAGAUCUACUCAAUCGAGGAAACAAAGAGGCUGAAAUUGUUUACUUUAAAACCCCAAGCCCAUGGAAUGUACAUGAUAUUUUUACUCAGGUUCCACAACAAAGGGAAGAUGGUUGGAUGGAGCUUAAUGUGUGGAAAGCCAACUCUGACCACGGACUUAAGAAUGAUCUUCUUCAUGCUCUGCCAAGGCCUCAAUUGUUCUAUAGCUUUGAUCCGUAUUCAUCUGGUCCAUGCCUGGGUGGUCAGAGUCUAGGUUGA
Erigeron canadensis is the source of this 816-nucleotide messenger RNA. RefSeq names its product F-box protein PP2-B13-like. The coding region runs from base 1 to 816 and encodes 271 amino acids. NCBI's taxonomy places the organism in Eukaryota, Viridiplantae, Streptophyta, Magnoliopsida, Asterales, Asteraceae. The record is from RefSeq and is a predicted model, not a curated record. The transcript has 6 exons.